Molecule: messenger RNA, 8385 nt
Organism: Vitrella brassicaformis
Lineage: Eukaryota; Vitrellaceae
Source: the annotation of a GenBank genome assembly
GAGAUGUCGAGUUGCUGCAAUCUGCGCCCAGGACACUUGGAAAGCUUCCGCAUCAGCGCGACCGUGAUUAUGUGACGCUCGCUCAGGAAGUCCAUCGCCAAUCAAUAAAACCAUCAUCGGCCUGGUAAGCGGCCUCUUCAUUCCAUUCGGCGGCGUUCCUGUCGGCCAGGCUGCGCCCGUGAUUUGAUUCACUUGUGUUUGUUUUGUAGGUGACUCUUAGGGCGGAGAAAGAGAGAGAUUCGGUUUGGCUUGUCGAGGCGAGGCAAGAUGGUGAAGUCGCGGAUGAGAGCCGUCGAUGUGAGGGCGAUGGUGAGUGAGAACACACACGUGCGCGUGAUGGAUAACUGAUUGUUGUGUGUGUUUGUGUUUGUGCUGCCACACACAUUGCACAGGUGUCGACCAUCCGUCCUCAGAUCAAGGGCCUCCGGCUGGCCAACAUCUACGACAUCAACUCCAAGGUACCAACCAGCUAACAAACAAGCAAACACACACACACACACACAUGGACACGGUGACAGAUGUUUUUCGCCUCUGUCUGUUCACCUCGUUCAUCUGUGCAUCGUUGAUGUGUCGUGUGUGCAGGUGUAUGUGUUGAAGUUUGCACGAGGAGAGACCAAGCACCAGGUGCUGCUGGAGGCCGGCAUCCGGUUCCACAUCACCGAGUGGAAACGAGACAAAUCGGCCAUCCCAUCUGGUUAUACCAUGAAGGUAGAGUAGAUCCCGCCCAAACGGGAUGGAUGAGUGCGAGUGGAUAUAUCGUUGUGUAUGUAUGUCAGCUGCGCAAGCAUUUGCGUACGCGUCGUCUGGAGGACGUGCGCCAGCUGGGUGCUGACCGUGUGGUGGACUUCGUGUUCGGCGCGUCGGACGGGUGCUUCCACCUUAUUCUGGAGCUGUAUGUGUCGGUGAGUCAGGAUGGAUGACUCGACGGGACAGACACCCACACCAUUAUGUGGAGGGAGGGAGGGAGGGGGAAUGGACUUUGCCUCUCUGUCUUCAUUGUUUGUCUUGUCUGUGCAUCUCUCUAUAGGGCAAUUUGAUUCUUACUGACCACGAGUACAACAUCUUGAUUCUGCUGAGUGGGUGAGGGGGGGAAUAAAGCCGGUCCAAAGCCACACCCACCAACAAACACAUAACAUACAUGGGUCAAUCCAUGAUGGCUGGAUGGCUGGCUGGCUGGAUGGAUGGAUGGAUGUCAGGGAGCCAUACCUACGAGGGGGAUAUCAAAGUGGCUGUCAAGCAAAAGGUGGGUGGGUGGGGUGUGGGUGGGCGCAUGUAACCAACCGGCUCGCCUUCUGGCCUCUGCCUCAACAAAUAAAGGCUCGACCGCCUCCCGCUGUGUGUGGGUGUGCAGUAUCCCGUAGAGCUGGCGGCCAAGACCUCCCUUCUGGCACACUCGCUGGACCCCCACAACCUGACCGCAGACGCACUCGUCCCCAAACUGCAGGAGGUCAGUCAGGGCAUCAGCGGCUGGGGAUCUGUGUGUUCUGCAUAUGGUCCGUACCUCAUUGAUGUCUGUCAGCUUUUGUCCGCGUCGGAGAGCCAGCCGGAGGCCGACGAAGAGGCGACGGACAAGAAGAGGAAAAAGAAAGGUGCGUGACGUUGCGUCGUCUCAAGUAUAUACGCGCCUUGCACGUAUGCCGUGUGUGCAUGGGCAGGUCGGAGUGGCGGUGUUGGUGGCGGCGGCAUAGCAGUGAAGGAGGCCAUAAACCAGCUGGUGCCCUUCGCCGACCCCGUCCUCAUCCACCACUGCCUCAUGCAGACGGGCGUCGGACCCAAGACACUCAUAACAUCAUCACCCGACGACCAGAGCGGCGGCAUGGCAGUCCACGACGCGGCCACGGUACUCGUCAACGCCAUCAACGAGGCACUCCUUGUGGUUGGUACACACGCAGACACAUUGAUACACACAUGCAUGGACUCACUCAUUCACUCCCUGCCCUUUCUGUGUCACUCGUGGCUGGCUCCCUCCGUUCGUGCAGCUGCGGUCUCUGAGCAUUGUGGGUGACGUGGGCGGCCCCGAUGAAGGAGAGGAAGAGACCGAGCGAGACAUACCCGGGUGGAUCACGUACACCAAGACCAGCAUCGGUGGGCAAACAAACAAGCAAGGAAGCGACAAGGGCGACGGACAGGCCAUCCAUCCAUGAUACACUCUCAUGUGUGUAUUCUGUGCCAUAUGCAUGCAGCUCCGUCAGCAGAGGCCGCUGCCGCAGCUGGUGCAGACGCCAAAGCGACCGAGGCUGGCGUCUUCUACGACGAGUUUCUGCCCUUCCUCUUCGCCCAGUACAAAAGCCCAUCGGUCCUUGUCAAGGAGUUUUCCCGCUUCGACUUGUGUGUCGACCACUUCUUCUCACAAAUCGAGUCGCAGAAAGUCGAGAAGGAUACCGCACAAAAGACGGCACAGGUACGUAUGUAAACAGAGAGACAGACAGACGGCUCGCCGCACUGCACUCAGUAGAUACGGUCCUCACACGUGUGUGUGUCCCUCCCUCCCUCCCUCCCUGUCUGUGAAGGUGUAUUCGAAGGUUGACAAGAUCCGUGUGGAUCAGCAGCGUCGUGUGGAGCAGCUGGCUGGCGAGCAGGAGCUGUCUGACCGUCAGGCGUCGCUGAUAGAGCAGAACACCGACACAGUGGAGCAGGCCAUCAUGCUCAUGCGCACCGCACUCGCCACGGGAGUCGACUGGCAGGAACUAUGGACGCAAAUCAAAUACGUACGUACGCAAGUAAACAAGCACAUUGCUUCCCAUAUUUAUAUGUAUGUAUGUGUCAAUCGGCCAGGAGCGUCGCAACGGCCACCCUGUGGCUGCCCACUUUCACGCGCUAGAGCUGAGCAAAAACACCAUCCACCUCCUGCUGGGCGACAACGCAGAUGACGUACAAGAGGUAUGCAUAACACGCACUUGCAGCCAGACAGCCAGACAGCCAGACAGCCAGACAGACAGGCGGACAGACAGACAGACACCGGAGCUACCAUCCUUUCGUCCAUUCAUCGAUUGUUUGAUUGUUUGUCAGGACAAGCCCAUGUUGGUGGUGCCCAUCGACCUGAGCCUGUCUGCGCACGGCAAUGUGCAGCGCCUCCACGCACUUCGGAAGCAGACAAAGGCCAAAUUCGAAAAGACGCAGGUGGCAGCAGGUAGGACGACACAUGCCACAGCGAGCAGACACGCUCUGAUGCGCAUCCAUGCAUAUGUGUGUGUGGUCUUGUUCUCUGUCUGUCCGUCUCUCUGGUUGCUAUGAGAUAGAGUCGGCCAUCAAGACGGCAGAGAAGAGGGCCAAGCAGGAGAUCAAACAGGUGGGCAAAAGCACCCAUACGUACCCCACAGCCCACGACGGUCACGUCGUGCACGCCGUGCAAGCAUAGCCACACAUGUGCACAUGGACGGACGUGUGCUGGGUUCUGGUGUGCAGCAACAAGAAGCGUACCACAAGGCGAGUCUGCAGAGGCUGCGCAAGACUAUGUGGUUCGAGAAACUGCUCAUUUGUGUGACUGCCCGCCCUUUUCGUUGUACGAAUGCAUUUGAUGCUCUCUGCUCAGGUUCGAGAAGUUCUACUGGUUCAUCUCGUCCGAAAACUUCCUCAUUCUCGCCGGUCGAGACGCAAACCAAAACGAAAUACUGUUCAGGAGAUACAUGCAGAAGGUAGGUCGGUGCAACGUGUUUGUGUGGCCACUGGUGGCCGUUGGUGGAUCGAUAUGUGUGGUGUGUGUCAUGCAUGCAGAACGACAUCUACGUGCAUGCUGACGUGCAUGGUGCUGCCACAUGCAUCAUUAAGAACCCCUCUGGCGAGCCUGUGCCACCCACCACACUGCACGAAGCUGGUAGGUAUCCCACCACACCACACACCACACGCACUCUCUGAGUGCGUCUGCAGGCCAGAUGAGCAUCUGCCGCAGCGCUGCAUGGGACCAGAAGGUGCUGACGUCAGCAUGGUGGGUGAACAGCCACCAGGUCUCAAAGACCGCACCCACAGGUACAUACACACAUACAUACAUGAGGGCUGGUUCGUAUGAUGAGCGCAGACAGACAUGGGUGUACACAUGCCGUGUGUGUCAUGCUAUGCUGGUCAGGAGAGUACCUCACACAAGGGGCUUUCAUGAUCCGGGGCAAGAAGAACUACCUCCCCCCGAUGAAACUGGAGAUGGGACUCACCGUCCUCUUCCAACUCGCUGAUGACAGGUACUCAUACCCUCACAUAGUCGUACCGCCACCCUACCCCACACCCCUGCAGCCCAUUCUUUUCAUUCAUCCAUUUCCCCCCUCAUUCAGCUUUGCGCGUCACGUCGGCGAGCGGUCUGGCCGCCGUGCUGGCGACGAUGCCUCGUCUGCGUCUCCGUCCCCGUCUGAGCACCGCACACCGGCAUUGGCGGGAGCAUCGGAUCAGUUAGGGGGAGAGGAGGAGGACAACGAGUACGACGAGGUCGACCUCGGCGAGAAUGGGGACGAAGACGAGCAAGAGGACGGAAGAGAGCAACAAGACCAGCCAGGCCAAGACCAAGACCAAGGCCAGCCAGAUGAUGAGGCAGACGAGGAGGAUGAGGGGGUGCCCGAGAGCCAAACCAGCUCUGCACGCAUGAGCCGCAAGGGCACCGGCUUCGUGCGGCAGGAGGACGUCCCGCCCAUUUCCGACGACGAGGAAGAAGACAAUGAGGAUGAGGAAGAGGACCUGCAGGUCAACAUGAUUGUCAGGAGCGCGCAGCCUGACGCCGACAGCAACCCCCCAGCAGCAGCAGCAGAGGGGUCACACGCCAGCUCACGGGCCGAGUCCAUCCAGGACACUCCACGCACAAGGCUGAGGCGCAAACCCACGGGGUUCGUUUCACUUGCCGACCUCAGAAAGAGAGCCGGUCAGUCUGGGCCUCGCUCGCGAGUAUAUAUACAUUUUCCAUGGUUCUAUCUAUCUGUCUGCUUGCUGUGCUGUCACCUGUUCCCUGCAUUCGUGCGUGCAGGUGACGAGGCGGCAGAGGAGGUGAUCGAGACGACGCGAGAGGCUGAGCAAUCCGGGGAUAGGAUGACCGACUUCGAGCGAUCCGGGGCCAACCCCAACGACCCCACGACGCAGGAGAUGCUGGAAGACACAUCCAUAUCCACAUCUCAGCACGAUCGACCGGCCCACCCACCUACUGGCGGACAAAGGCGCCGUGUGUCGGUAUCGGACACACCGCCCGCAAUCAUCCCAAACCCCGAGCUGCCGGAGAUCCACGUCACAUGGUCGCCACAAAUCCAACGCGUCAUCGACCCGCCGAAGAUCGAAAACAUCGUAAGCAACAUCAAGACAGACAGGCAGCGAGACAGAGAGACUCGAGCGCACAUGCCCUCCCACCCCUUUCACCACAAUCAAUGUACGUACCUCUUCUCGUGCUGUAUGCUGCCAUGUCAGCACGUUGAGUUUGACGAUCUGCCGCCAGCGAUUGUCCCAGAUGCGCCUGAAGACCCAUUUGUCGUGGAGGAUGACGAGUCCCCCAGCAGCAACAAGGACAGCGAGGCCAAUGGCGACGAAGGCGAGGGGGAGAGCGACACCGCAAAGACCGCAGUGCACAAGGCCAAGAUGGCCCGGCGCGCGACAGGCUUCAUCCGGAGCGCACCGCCGCCCAGCGACGAUGAAGAUGAAGAUGAAGACGAGGAGGAAGACAAGGGAGAUGAGGAGGGCGAGGAGCUGCCCGACCACAUUGAGAUCUUACCCCCGACGACCACUACCAAGGAUGAGCUGGAGGUCGCGUGUGCGGCUGUGACGACACACCCUGAGGGCGCUCCGUCGGCGUCACUGACGAUUGGCGGCGAGCCCGUCACACCAGCCCCCACACCGGCACUGCAGCCUUCACCCGCAUCACAGCAGCCACAUGUCGACCACCCAGCCGACAGGGUGAGGUCCUGAGGGAGGGAGGGAGGGAGGGAGGGAGAUGAAAGGGACGGAGAGAGGAUGCGCACACGCACAUGACUGGUGCAUCGUGCUGUGCGUGUGACUGAUGCAAUGCAGGCGCCCUCUGCCUCGGGCUAUGACGAUCGCACUUCGGCAGACAAGAGAGGCUCUUCCAGCCGACACGUGCUGUCGGCCGACUCCAGCCCGGCCCAGCGUGUGCGUCGCUUCAGCAGCCAGCUGUCGGUCUGUAGCUCAGUCGACGGUGGGCCACCACCCGAGGGCUACUCAAGCAGUGAGGUGCUCAACCCCCGCACCCUGCUCAAGUACCAGUCGAAGGAGCUGGUCGAGGUCAAGGAGCUGCUCGACCAGCGAGAGCCGCCCGUCCCCGUCUACGUCCGCAUGAGCAGCAUCGAAGACGAGCGGGCCAAGGUGCGCAAGAACUCCCUCGACGGUGGACCGGUACCCCCUCGCUUCUCCUCCGACUCGCUCCCCUCGGCCAAGGAGCUGCUCAGCCGGCCAAUCGACAUCAGGAUCGGGAGCCGACAGAGUGCUGGUGCCGGCGGUGGUGGGGCGAAGGACGGGCGGCCUCCCCUCCCACCGUUGAAGCGCCACGCCACCGCAGACGCCUCCACAUCGUCGGCGAUCAAGGGCGGGGGCGUAUCGGGGUCGUUCGCAAGGAGGCACGGAGGUCAGAGGCGACUGUCGGCUGACGGCGGACCUCUCCCUCCAGGGUACUCGCUGAACACUCUGCCGUCGGUCCGACAGCUGCUGUCUCACAGCUCGCUGGCGCUCAUUGAGGAGGAAGAGGGCGGUACCCCAGCCGCGCCAUCUCUACCACCGGAGCCAGGUGACGGCGGCCAAGAUGACGUUGAUGCGCAAGACAGGCAGCAAGAGGCAGGCGAGGAGGGGGGGGAGGAGGAGGCAGGCAAGAAGCGCCUAUCAAUCGCGGAGCGGAAGCGGCUCAAGAAGAAGGGCAAGGCAACCGCGCCCUCCGGAGAGUCAUCACCACCGCCGGAUGAGCGCCCCUCGUCCACGGAGAGCCUGGAGAAGCCCAGCACCGGUGCCGCUGCUGGUGCCAGUGCGCGCAGGCCCUCUCCCCCGUCUGAUGGUGGUGGCGUGCCGCAGGUGCCUCGUGGUCAGCGGUACAAGCUCAAAAAGAUCAAGGACAAGUACGCCGACCAGGAUGAGGAGGAGCGGGAGCUGCGGAUGCAGCUCAUGGGCAGCAAGGUCGGCCAACCACCCCUCCCCCCUUGUGCCAUGAUGGAUGUGAGUGCGUUGUUGCUGGUCAUCAGGCGAAGCAGCGCAAGAAGGGCGGCAAGGGGGACAAGGAUGCCGAUAAGGAGGCUGAAAUCAGCAAGGCAGCAGAAGCCAGGGCCAAGCAGGACCACUAUGCCCGUGAGAAGGAGCGCCAGGAGAAGCGUGAGGUACGCGCGCUGCUGCAGGAGGAGGACGAGGCCGUGCUGGAGCAGCAGAUGGCCGAGCGGCUCUCGGAGAUUGAUGCACUCACCGGAUGCCCCCUAGAACAGGUACAUAGCUGGCGGGGCAAGGGCGUGGGAUGGCUGGUCCUCAUCUGUGCGUCAUAUUCAGGAUACGGUGCUCUUUGCCAUUCCCAUGGUGGCCCCCUUCUCGGCAAUUCAGGUACGUACGCUGGUACCGUGCCAGCACACACAGGAAUGACAAACGCAGACUUACUGAUUGAUGGAUCUCUCUCUAUCUCCCUCUGUGUGUAUGUAUGCAGACGUACACAUACAAGGCCAAGCUAACCCCGGGCACCGGCAAGAGAGGCAAGGCCGGUCAGCAGGCAAUCAAGGUCUUCAUCAACACGGUCGGUCGGGCGGUCGGUGAUAUCACCUCAGUACAGCUCAGCAAGAAUCGACGCUGUCUGUGCCCCUGUGUGCAGACUGAGCACAAGGCGCACGAGGAACUUAUGCGAGCCAUCCAGGUGGGCAGGGCGAGCAAAUUCCAUGCACUCACUGCAUAUCGCUCCUUGUGAGCAUGCUGUGCUCUGUUGUGUUGCGGCAUUCCUUCUGGGUGCAGGCCUCCGAGCUCGCCCAGGCCAUGAUCGGGAACGUCAAAGUCUAUACACCCGGUAGGUCAGCCGGUCGAGAUCGAUCGGAGAACGCAACAGUCACUGACUGAUUGGUUGCAUGAGUCGUACUGGUGUAUGUCUAUGUGUCCAUCAGGUAUCAACAAGGUCAUGCAGGCCGAAAAGAAGGAGAAAAAGAAGGAGAAGAAGAACAGGGGGGGCAAGGGACAACAGUGAGUCAGUUUGCGUGUCAUGUGGUAGUGCUAUUGGGUGUUGCGUUUCUUUCGCGUGCGUCUUUUCUCCGUACAUAAGCUACUGGCGUAUGAAAGCCGUUGCUUGGCGUGUGUAUCUGUUGGAGGGGGCUCUUUUGGCCGACAGGAAGUGCAUGAAUGCUUGCGUGUACGAAUGUACGAAUGUGACAGCAACACAGGAAGACAUGUGCACAGGGUCCCCUCACGCGUCAGUCGUGCACCAUCCGUCAUUUGCUUCACAUCAGUGCCAACAUG